Messenger RNA from Magnolia sinica, 594 nucleotides. Its product is annotated as glutamine synthetase, chloroplastic-like. The transcript has 4 exons. The coding region runs from base 1 to 450 and encodes 149 amino acids. NCBI's taxonomy places the organism in Eukaryota, Viridiplantae, Streptophyta, Magnoliopsida, Magnoliales, Magnoliaceae. The record is from RefSeq and is a predicted model, not a curated record. Gene Ontology annotation, molecular function: glutamine synthetase activity. Gene Ontology annotation, cellular component: cytoplasm.
AUGAUUUUCUUCUUUUUCUUUCUUUCCUUUCUUUUUUUUCAAUCUGUAGAUGGGAAAUGCUGCAGCUGCAUUUGGUGGAGGCUUGCUCCUGGAAUAAGUGGUACAAAUGACAGGUGCACCAUCCUUGUCUCCAAUCUGGAUCCUGGCUGUGUUUCAGGGAUUCAAGCAUUUGAAAUGAUGGCAAUUGCUGCGGGUGACUGGAAUGGUGCUGGUGCCCACACAAACUACAGCACCAAGUCCAUGAGAGCCAAUGGUGGAAUCGAUGUUAUCAUUAAGGCCAUUGAGAAGCUGCGCCUGCGCUACAAGGAGCACAUUUCUGCAUAUGGGGAGGGCAAGGAGCGAAGAUUAACAAGCUGCCAUGAAACCGCCGACAUCAACACGUUCUCAUGGGUUGCAAUCGACUGUACGGUGGAGAGUUGCAAUGAACCUGCCUGGGUUCUUUCCGACUAACCAAAGAAGUCAAACAAUUAACGCCCAAUAGAACACCUACAUGAGAAAUUUCUAAGCACCAUCAUCAACAAUUUCCUUGAAAAUUUUCCCACCCUUUAUAUAGAUGUGAAAAGUCAACAUUACCUCUCAAACAGUUGAGGUUUG